Messenger RNA from Condylostylus longicornis, 1548 nucleotides. RefSeq lists its product as uncharacterized. The transcript has 3 exons. The record is from RefSeq and is a predicted model, not a curated record. NCBI's taxonomy places the organism in Eukaryota, Metazoa, Arthropoda, Insecta, Diptera, Dolichopodidae. Bases 540 to 989 code for a protein of 149 amino acids.
UUUAGAAAAUUAAGAAACAAAAAAAAAAAAUUCAAAAUAAAAUUUAUAAAUAAGCAAAUUACACCAAAAUCAUUUUUUAAAUCAUAUUAAGGAUUGUCAUAAAUUUAAACCUCUAUUUUAUUUUUUUAUUACUGCUUCAAAUUAAGUGUGCAAAAAAAAAUUUAAUUAAAAUAAAAAAGCUCUUGUUUUUCUUUUAUAUAAUUCUUUAUGUAAAUACAUCACAUUACAAUUAUAUAAAUAUACAUAGCUGAUAUAUUUCAUACGAGCGAGAUCUGAACGGUGAAAUAUCUGUGAUAAAACAUAAAUUAACGCAGUUUAAUUUUUCAACUUGAACUAUUAAGAACCCAAUUCGUUCAACAUACACACACAGUAUAAAAAUAAAUCAAAAAUAUAAGAAAAAGUAAACCAAACUUAUUCUUAAAUAAAAAUUGUGAUAUUUAAAAUACAAAAACAAAAUUAAAAAUAAUUUUAAUUAUUUUAAAAAAUCUAAUUUAAUAAAAUCAAAAUAAUAUAAAAAUUAUUAUAUUUAAAUAUACAAAAUGAAAUCUUUAAUUGGAUUAACAUGCGUUAUUGCACUCUUUGCUGUCGUUUUAACAGCUGAAGAAAAAAAAGAUGAAGAAGAAGUUAAAGUUUUUAAAAGGCUUAUACCAGCAGAUGUCUUAAGAGAUUUCCCUGGAAUGUGCUUUGCAUCUACCAGAUGUGCAACAGUUGAACCUGGUAAAACAUGGGAUUUAACACCAUUCUGCGGUCGUUCAACAUGUGUUGUAUCAGAAGAUAAUCCACCAAGACUUUUGGAGUUAGUUGAAGAUUGUGGACCCUUACCAUUAGCAAAUGAUAAAUGUAAAUUAGACACCGAAAAAACAAAUAAAACUGCUCCAUUCCCAUAUUGUUGUCCAAAAUUCACAUGCGAAGACGGUGCUAAAUUAGAAUAUCCUGAAGUUGGUAAACCCGAACAAUCAGAAGCUGGUGAAAAAGACAAGAAAAACUAGAUCUUAGCAUUAUAAAUUUUUUGAAUUUUUUUUUUUAUUUGUCCUUCCGUAUGUUAGUGCAUAAAAAGGCGACAUACAAAAUUUGAAUUAAUUUAAAAAUAUCUUUCAUUCAACACCAUCACAUAAAUUACUUAAAUUAAGUGUUUAAAUAUUAGAAAUUGUAAAUUUUAAAAGUUUGAAAAAUAAUUUUAAUUUUUUACAAAUUUUUUUUUGAUUUUCUAAAAUGAUCGUAAAAUGCAAUUUGGCAGUCAAUGUAUUCAUACUUUAUUGCUUUUCUAUCUCUUAACAAUUAAGGUUUCUUUUUGGAAAUUGACGAUCCAUUUGCAUUUAUGUUUUCUACCAUUCUUUCAUAGUCAUUAUUGCUCAUAAUUUCAUACUUAAGUUUUGAUUUCAUUUAAAUUUAAAAGGUAUAACUUAAUAUUUUAUAUUAUUACAACUUUUUUUUAAUUUUGUUAAAAUUCUUUUCUUUCAAAUGCUACUGUUGAUUCAACUUGUAAAUAUAAAAUAUUGUAUGUAUAUAUAAAUUUAAAUGUAUAAAAUGAAAGUAUUUUCUCACUAA